This is a messenger RNA of Procambarus clarkii (red swamp crayfish), 2160 nucleotides long. RefSeq lists its product as uncharacterized. The record is from RefSeq and is a predicted model, not a curated record. Lineage: Eukaryota; Metazoa; Arthropoda; Malacostraca; Decapoda; Cambaridae.
ACACCUGACACACACCUGUCACGCCUGGCACACACUUGUCACAUCUGCCACGCCUGGCACACCUGACACACAUCUGUCACACUCCCAUUCACAGUAAAGCAGGCCAAUAUCCUCCCCCGCCAGGCUCGCCUUGACGCCAGAGCCGGACGUCGAGGGCCCCCGCCCACUACGGCUGCCGCUCUGAGCGGCUGGCAGCUCCAGUCUCCACACAAGUGGCUCCACAAGAGCAUCUCCAGCAUCCCCACGUAUCUCCAGCAUCCCCACGUAUCUCCACGUAUCUCCAGCAUCCCCACGGAUCUCCAGCAUCCCCACGUAUCUCCAGCAUCCCCACGGAUCUCCACGGAUCUCCAGCAUCUCGUAGCCUCGUCAGGACUGUUGUAAGAGCCAAGGGGGACUGUAUCCAGCAAGUGAGGCACGGUGCCAGGCCCUCCCCAGCAGGCACUCGGACGAAGAUGACGACAGCGCUCCCCGGGCUCUUCACACGGCCUUACAUCACCAUCUCCAACCAGUUCGGGGUCCCCAUCUUGACAGACAGCGACGGUAACGGGGUUCCGUCCAUCAAACUCAUCCCCCUGGCUGUCAUCUCCUACGUUAUCAUCCUGGACGCUCUAGCGCGGGAGUACAAGCUGGGUCGGAAGUACAGGGACGACCAGAGGUCCAUCUACCGCUCGCUGGAGGAACAGAUAGACACGACGUUUGGGCUGGACGGUCGAGCGUGUUUGCUGCGGUUUAUAUGUGACUUACAGAAGUACCCCAUAAGGGAGUGGACCAUUGUAGGGGAGCUCAUAACGUCGGUCUUCACGCCACUGGACGACGAGCACGACACGAUGGAGGACUACAGAGGGGCGCAGAUGGCGGGGCUGCUCGAGGAACCUGAAUCUUGUCUAAUUAAUUAUGGCAAUAAGUGCCCCUUCAGUGUCUUCAACUACUUCAGAGAUCUUGAUGAUCUGGAGAAGAACGACCUGGAUCUGGAGAGUGGCGAGGAGGUACAAGAUAACCAGAACCUAGAGGGUGUUGCUGUACCCCAAGAGGACCUGGUCUUGGAAGGUGUUGAUGUUCCCCAAGAUGGCCUGGUCUUGGAAGGUGCUCCUUUAACCCAAGACGACCUGGUCUUGAAAGGUAUUGACGUACCCCAAGACGACCUGGUCUUGGAAGGUGUAGAUGUUCCUCAAGACGACCUGGUCUUGGAGGGUGCUCCUUUAACUCAAGACGACCUGGUCUUGGAGGGUGCUCCUUUAACCCAAGACGACCUGGUCUUGGAGGGUGCUCCUUUAACCCAAGACGACAUGGUCUUGGAGGGUGCUCCUUUAACCCAAGACGACCUGGUCUUGGAGGGUGUCAAUGUGCCCAAAAAAGACGGUCACAUGAGUACACCAAAUAACCAGGUACUCCAAGCUGGUCAGAGCGACAACAGCAAACCCGAGUAACAGAGUCUAUGGCAAACUAUGUCUGGUUUGCAGUGUUGUUAGCCCUGUAGCUCUCAUAUUUACUCUGGCCCUCAUAUUGACACAGUGUUUACAUAUUUAGCCCUGUGGACCUAAAUAUUUACGUUUACUCUGGCCCUCAAAAAAUGUACAACCUGACAUUAUAAAUUAUUAUAAAUUAUAACCGUAUAGUAGCUCAGUCGAUUAAGGCAGCGUCUGGGAUCCUCUCGGACGUAGAUUCGAACCCUCGUCACGGCCCUUGUGGAUUUAUUCAUUUGAUGCAUCACGCUAUUGUGAUUUCUGUGUGUAAUAUUAUAAACAUUACGUAGCCUGAAUUGCUAAUUUAAUAAGGAUGAUAUUGGUAAUGGUAAUAAUAAUAAUACUACUACUAAUAAUAAUUAUUAUAAGAAUCAGUUAGUGGUAGAGUAUGCGGCUGGCAAUACCUAGGUCACAGGUUCGCAUCACCUCAGAGCCCCAGUGGAUUUUCUCAAUAAUAAUCAUAGUUAUUUAUAUCAUACAAUAGACAUUACAACAUGUUAGUGGUUGUAAUUAGUAGGUACAUAAAAGUCAUAUAAGAAGCUGUAAUUCUGGGCUUUACCCAUAAUCAUUCAAUUUAUUAUAUUUGUCAUUUAAUUUUAUGUCCUAGAUGCUCUACAAAUAUGAAUGCUUUAUGUCUGCAGGAAUGCACAUAUAAAACAGGAAUGUAAGCUACACUUUAAAACAUUUACUACUAAGA